This is a messenger RNA of Gavia stellata (red-throated loon), 570 nucleotides long. RefSeq names its product TAFA chemokine like family member 3 (gene TAFA3). Bases 16 to 417 code for a protein of 133 amino acids. Lineage: Eukaryota; Metazoa; Chordata; Aves; Gaviiformes; Gaviidae. Gene Ontology annotation, molecular function: receptor ligand activity. The record is from RefSeq and is a predicted model, not a curated record. The transcript is spliced from 5 exons.
ACCCCCAGUAAGAGAAUGAGCGAGAGAGACAUACAAAGCCUGAGCAAAUGGGUUUUCGUGCUCACUCUCUGCCUUACCACGCUGUGGGGAAGACUGACGCUGGCCUCCACCCAUCACAGAAGCCAUUCAGUGCACGUCGAGCCCGGCACGUGCGAAGUCAUUGCAGCUCACAGGUGCUGCAAUAAGAACAAGAUCGAGGAGCGCUCCCAGACAGUGAAAUGCUCCUGCUUCCCAGGGCAGGUGGCAGGGACAACGCGGGCAGCUCCCUCCUGCGUGGAUGCCUCCAUCGUGCUGCAGAAGUGGUGGUGCCAGAUGGAGCCGUGCCUCGACGGGGAGGAGUGCAAGGUGCUGCCCGACCUCUCGGGCUGGAGCUGCAGUAGCGGCAACAAAGUGAAGACGACCAAGGUCACACGAUAGCCUCCGUGCAGCUCGGCGGCAGCUCCCCGGUGCUCUGCAGAGCUGUGAGCUGCGGGACGUGGCCCGGCCAGGCGGUGCCUGCGGAGGCAGGAUGAUCCGGGGCUGCCAUCCUGGGCUUGCUGGCGGGACCGUGCCAGGUACCGGAUCAGAGCA